Molecule: messenger RNA, 3357 nt
Organism: Suillus paluster
Lineage: Eukaryota; Fungi; Basidiomycota; Agaricomycetes; Boletales; Suillaceae
Exons: 13
Coding region: 1-3357 (1118 amino acids)
Biological process (GO): intracellular calcium ion homeostasis; manganese ion transport; calcium ion transmembrane transport
Cellular component (GO): plasma membrane; endoplasmic reticulum; Golgi membrane
Molecular function (GO): ATP hydrolysis activity; ATP binding; P-type calcium transporter activity
Source: RefSeq, a predicted model, not a curated record
AUGUCCAAGUCACGCCGUAUUCUCUCAGGUGCACUCGGCAAGCGCUCUUCCCAAAUGGCUACCUCCAGCUCUGGCGCAACCGCCAGCGAGCUUUUCGACAUUCCAGAGUCCUCCUUCGUGUCCACGUCCGCUCAUUCAAUACUACCAGUCUCGUCUACUCCAGCACACUCAUAUCCACAACAACGCAGUCCCUCACCCCCGGCAUCGAGCUAUUUCCCAUCUGUAUCCACCAUGCAGAGUGGUGAACCACAGCCUGCUCCAGGCGCUUCUACGCACUUUGCAUAUAGCACAACCCUCAGAAGACAUCACCAUGAAGGCUCCCUCGGUCUUCAACUACCUCCGAAUUUCUCUGAUAUCACUUCCAGUGUCACGACAGACGGAUUACCAUCGCUAUGGCAGAAGGCAAAAGGUGUUGUGACACGUCAACUCUCAGAUGUCGCCACAGAAAACCGAUAUGAAUUAGUGUCAAUGGGAGGGCGGGUUAGCCCGCCCUCGAAGCAUCGAGAGGAUCGAGACAGGACAGAAACACCUUCUGCGUGUUUUGUUCAUUGGACAGUUGAGGACACUCUGGCACACUUUCAGACAUCCCCAGUCUCUGGUCUUCCUAGUUCAUCGAUUCUCGCGCUCCAGGCUGCCCAUGGAUUCAAUGAAUUUUCCGUAUCUAUGCCUGAGCCAGCUCUGCUCAAGUUUGCGAAGACGAUUUACGAGAGCCCACUGAUCCUGCUCCUAUGCGGCAGUGCUGUGAUUAGUGCGGUAAUGGGUAAUAUUGAUGAUGCAGUUAGCAUCACAGUAGCAGUACUAAUAGUAUUGACUGUUGGCUUUGUGCAAGAACAGCGCUCGGAGAAAAGCCUAGAAGCGCUCAACAAGCUCGUACCACACCACUGCCACGUAAUUCGUGAUCAACGUGAUAUACAUGUUCUUGCCAAUGAGCUGGUUCCUGGUGACAUUGUCUCGCUAUCUUCGGGAGACCGUGUUCCCGCGGAUAUGCGCAUCAUCACCGCGGUAGAUCUCGAGAUUGACGAGAGCAGUCUGACUGGGGAGACCAACGCACGCCGAAAGGAUUCUAAUCCUUGCAUCUCUCAAGCUUCGAUGCCUCCCACAACUAAUUCGAGUGGCCACGAGAACUCAGGAGAUAUCGCGCUAGCUGACCGUUCGUGCAUAGGAUACAUGGGAACUUUGGUUCGGAACGGUCGCGGCAUGGGUGUUGUGAUCGCGACUGGCCCUCAAACAGAGUUUGGUGUGAUCUUUUCCAUGAUUCAAGACGUCGAGGAAAAACGUACGCCUCUUCAAUUGAGCAUGGAUGAGCUGGCCAAGAAGUUGUCGAUUAUAUCCUUCGGCAUUAUUGGAGUUAUUUGCCUUAUUGGCACAUGGCAGCAACGGCCCUGGUUAGACAUGUUCACCAUCGGUGUAUCUCUUGCGGUAGCAGCCAUCCCGGAGGGACUUCCCAUUGUCACGACUGUCACCUUAGCUCUCGGAGUUCUAAGGAUGUCAAAGAGAAAGGCCAUCGUGAAAAAGCUUCAUUCCGUCGAAGCCUUGGGUUGUAUUUCUGUCAUUUGUUCUGACAAGACUGGCACCUUGACAAAGAAUGAACAGACAGUUACGGAGAUAUACGUCGUCGAUGAGAACAUUCAAGUUGAUGAACUUCGGUCACCGAUAUCCCCGGCAGUCAGAAAGGUACUGGAGAUCGGCUCUUUGUGCAACAAUUCCUCGAUGUCCAGGGAUGGCGAGGGUGCAUAUGUCGGUCAAUCAACCGAUGUAGCGCUGCUGAAUGUUCUGUCCUCAUUCGACGUGCCAGAUCAACGGCAUUCCUUCACCCGCCUUUCAGAGAAACCUUUCAACUCGGAACAAAAGUACAUGGCCGUCAGUGGUAUUCACACCCACUCCACAACUCUCUAUUCAGGUUCUCCUCGCGAAAUGUACUACAUCAAGGGUUCCAUCGACGCCAUCUUGGAUCGUUGCAAGUUUUACUUUGUUACCGACGGCUCAACACCUGCCUUGGACGCUGGCACGCGCGGCGUCAUACUGAAGAACGCCCAAGCAACAGCAUCACGAGGUCUCCGAGUAAUCGCCAUGGCGUAUGGAUACGGAUCUAUCGAUUCUCCACGUCAGGAUUCUGCACUGUCACAGCAAUCAAUGCACCGUUCCACCCAGUUGACGCCGCUGUCGCGGACUCCAGUUCCUGAUGAAGAUAAGACCAAUUUGGUCUUUGUUGGGUUCCAGGCUAUGUUUGAUCCCCCACGCAAGGGAGUUGCGGAUGCUAUCGGCUUGCUCCAGAACGGCGGGGUACAAGUCGUUAUGAUCACCGGAGAUGCUGAGCAGACAGCCUUAGCCAUCGCGCAAAAGCUGGGGCUCCGCGUUGGUCCUACACGAACUCAUGAUGGCCAGCUCCGCAACUAUUGCUUGACUGGAAAGGAUCUUGACCAGAUGAGCAAGGCGCAGCUCAUCGAGCGGGUAGGCAGCGUGAGCGUGUUCGCGCGGACGACGCCACGACAUAAAAUGGCGAUUGUUGAAGCUUUUCAAGCUCGUGGGGCUAUUGUGGCUAUGACCGGGGACGGGGUCAAUGAUGCGCCAGCACUAAAAAUGGCUGACAUCGGUGUGUCGAUGGGGAAAAGUGGCACUGACGUCGCGAAAGAAGCCGCCGAUGCUAUCCUCGUGGAUGACAACUUCAGCACAAUAUUACCUGCUGUCGAAGAGGGCAAAUCUAUCUUUCACAAUAUCCAAAAUUUCUUGUCUUUCCAGCUUAGCACUGCUGCUGCCGCAUUGACGCUCAUUACACUUAGCACGUUAUUUGGAUUCAGCAACCCCCUCAACGCCAUGCAGAUACUCUUCAUUAACAUUUUGAUGGACGGACCCCCAAGUCAAUCGUUAGGUGUAGAUCCAGUAGAUCCAGCAGUAAUGCGAAGACCACCACGGAAGAAAACCGAGCCCAUAAUAACCCGACGCCUGUUAUACCGCGUCCUUUUCUCGGCGGCCACCAUCGUCUGUGGAACCUCUUUCAUCUAUACCACUGCGUUGGACGAUGAUCAUGUAUCGAGGCGGGAACAAACUAUGACUUUCACAUGCUUCGUCUUCCUUGACCUCGUGUCAGCAGUGCAAAACCGUGGUCUUGGAUGUGGACUGUUACAAAACAAGAUGCUCGUCACAACCGUAUCGGUAUCAUUUCUCGUCCAGUUGGCACUCGUUUAUGUUCCCUUCAUGCAAAAGAUCUUCCAGACGGACGCUCUUGGCUCGGAGGAUCUCUUGACCAUCUUACUCAUAGCUGCAACGUCUUUCGUGCUCCAUGAGGGACGGAGACGUUUCGAGAGGGCGGUCCAGUCAAACGAAACAUAUGCUAGCGUUGCGGAAGAGAUGGCAUGA